AUGGAAGAAGUAGGCGCUCAGGUGGCUGCUCCUUUAUUCAUACACCAAUCGCUUUCUCCUAUGGGGAGAAAACGCAACCUCUAUCACCACCAGAUGCCGAACCGUCUCGUUCCACCUCAGCCUGAGCAGCGUAGAGACGAGUGGAACUCCAACAUGUGGGAUUGGGAUAGCCGGAGAUUCGAAGCUAAGCCUGUUGACGCUGAGGCUCUUCGCCUUGGGAGCCAGACACAGUUUGAUCUGACUUCAAGGAAGGUGGGAGAAGAGAGGGGGCUUGAUUUGAAUCUUGGAAGCUGUCUAAACGCCGCGGAGGAAGAGACGGCGCAGGCAGCUAGACCGAGUAAGAAGGGUCGGUCUGGAUCUCCCGGAAGCGGAGGGAACUAUCCGGUUUGUCAGGUGGAUAACUGUAGUCAAGAUUUGUCUCAUGGUAAGGAUUAUCACAGAAGGCAUAAAGUCUGUGAAGUUCACAGCAAAGCUACUAAGGCUCUCGUUGGGAAACAGAUGCAGAGGUUCUGCCAACAGUGCAGCAGGUUUCAUCUUCUUUCUGAGUUUGAUGAGGGGAAAAGAAGUUGUAGGCGUAGGUUGGCUGGCCACAACCGACGUAGGAGGAAAACAACGCAGCCUGAGGAGGUUGCUUCUGGUGUUGUAGCUCCGGGGAACCGUGAUAGUACCUCUAACGCUAAUAUGGAUCUUAUGGCUUUGUUAACCGCCUUAGCUUGUGCACAAGGUAAGAAUGAGGUAAGGCCAAUUGGGUCUCCAGCUGUGCCUCAAAGAGAGCAGCUUCUUCAGAUACUCAACAAGAUAAACGCUUUGCCUUUGCCUAUGGAUCUCGUCUCUAAGCUCAACAGUAUUGGGAGUUUAGCCAGGAAAAAUACUGAUCACCCGGUGGCGAACCCUCAAAACGAUGUGAAUGGGGCUUCUCCUUCCACCAUGGAUCUGCUUGCUGUUCUCUCCGAAACGUUAGGCUCAUCUUCACCUGAUACGCUAGCCAUAUUGUCUCAAGGUGGGUUUGGUACCAAAGAAAAUGACAAGGCUAAGUUAUCUUCUUACGACCACGUUGCUACAGCCAACUUGGAGAAGAGAACCGUUGGUGGGGAGAGAAGCAGUAGCAGUAACCAGUCUCCUUCUCAGGAUUCAGAUUCACAUGCUCAAGACACUAGGUCUAGCUUGUCUCUACAACUGUUCACCUCCUCACCGGAGGAUGAGAGUCGACGACCAGCCGUGGCGUCCUCGAGAAAGUAUUAUUCGUCAGCAAGCAGUAACCCUGUGGAGGAUAGAUCUCCAUCUUCAUCUCCUGUGAUGCAAGAGCUAUUCCCAUUGCAGAGGUCCCCUGAAACCAUGAGGUCUAAGAAUCACAAUAACACAAGCCCCGUGAGGACCGGGGGUUGCUUGCCUCUUGACCUCUUUGGUGCAUCGAAUAGAGGAGAUGCAAAUCCUAACUUUAAAGGAUUUGGGCAACAGUGUGGUUAUGCGUCUUCUGGUUCUGACUACUCUCCUCCUAGCUUAAACUCUGAUGCUCAGGACCGCACUGGAAAGAUAGUUUUUAAACUACUUGAUAAAGAUCCAAGUCAGCUCCCUGGAACAUUACGAACUGAGAUCUAUAACUGGCUGUCGAGCAUUCCAUCAGAAAUGGAGAGUUAUAUCAGGCCUGGCUGUGUUGUUCUAUCUGUCUAUGUAGCUAUGUCACCCGCGGCAUGGGAACAACUCGAGCAAAACUUGCAGCAACGGGUUGCUGUUAUGUUACAAGAUUCUCAUUCAGGGUUUUGGAGAGACUCGAGGUUUAUAGUUAACACAGGCAGACAGCUCGCUUCACACAAAAAUGGUCGGAUUCGUUGUAGCAAAUCAUGGAGAACUUGGAAUUCACCAGAGCUCAUCUCAGUGUCACCUGUAGCUGUGGUAGCUGGUGAAGAAACAAGUUUAGUAAUAAGAGGUAGAAGCUUGACUAAUGAUGGGAUCAGUAUACGUUGCACAGAUAUGGGUAGCUACAUGUCAAUGGAGGCAACAGGAGCAGCGUGUAAACGAGCCAUGUUUGACGAGUUGAACGUAAAAUGUUUCAGAGUCAACAACGCACAACCUGGUUUUCUUGGACGCUGUUUCAUUGAGGUGGAGAAUGGGUUUAGGGGUGACAGUUUCCCGUUGAUAAUUGCCAAUGCAUCCAUCUGCAAAGAGUUAAAUCGUCUCGAAGAAGAGUUUCACCCCAAAAGUCAAGAACAAGCGCAGACCUCAGAUCAUCGUCCCACAUCAAGAGAAGAGAUCUUAUGCUUCUUGAACGAGCUUGGUUGGCUUUUCCAGAAGAACCAAACCACCGAGCCUCUGGAACAAUCCGAGUUUUCCCUUUCCCGCUUCAAGUUCUUGCUCGUCUGUUCAGUUGAAAGAGACUACUGCGCUGUCAUCAGAACACUCCUCGACAUGCUGGUAGAGAGAAAUGUGGUGAAUGAUGAACCGAACAGAGAGGCAUUGGAUAUGCUCGCAGAGAUUCAGUUGUUGAAUCGUGCUGUUAAGAAGAAAAGCACAAAGAUGGUGGAACUACUCAUUCAUUACUCUGUUAAUCUCGGUUCCUCUAAAAAGUUGGUCUUCUUACCCAAUAUAACCGGACCUGGAGGUAUCACACCUUUACAUUUAGCUGCUUGUACAUCUGAUUCAGACGAUAUGGUUGAUCUUCUCACCAAUGAUCCACAAGAGAUCGGAUUAUCUAGCUGGAACUCUCUCUGCGAUGCAACCGGCCAAACUCCAUACAGCUACGCUGCAAUGAGGAACAACCAUACAUAUAACUCCCUGGUGGCUCGUAAACUUGCAGACAAAAGAAACAAGCAAGUCUCGCUAAACAUUGAGAGCGAGAUUGUUGUUGACCAGUUGGGUGUGAGCAGGAGAUCAAGUACAGAGCUGAACAAGUCUUCAUGUGUCUCGUGUGCUACUGUGGCUCUGAAGUAUAGGAGGAGAGCCUCAGGCUCGCACCGUUUGUUCCCAACUCCUAUCAUUCACUCAAUGCUUGCGGUUGCGACUGUCUGCGUUUGCGUCUGCGUUUUCAUGCAUGCUUUCCCAAUCGUCCGACAAGGGUCUCACUUCAGUUGGGGAGGUUUGGAUUAUGGCUCCAUCUAGGGAAAGAACAAGAAGUAAAUUAUAUACUUGUUAUUAUUCUUUUGGCUUCACAACAAAAAAAAAAACCAGAAAAAGACAGAGACUUUACUACGGUUAAUGGAAAGCUCAUGAGGCUUGACUGUGCUCGGAUCAUAACAGAGGGGAGCUUCACCGUCGGCUUUCGAGAGUUCUUUGUUUUUGUUUUCAGUUAUAUACUUUGGUUUGCUAAUUUUAUUGUGUAUUUCUGUGUAUUCCUACUUAUUAUCAUUAUUAUUAUGACUUCUAUAGUAUCCUACUGCUUCAUAUACGAAGCAGUUACUGUACUAUUUUGCAUUUUUUGGUACUUUGUCUUUGUAAAUUUGUACUUUGUACAAGUAGUCUUAUGUUACUGUAACUUCAACCUUUUCUUUUCA
Molecule: messenger RNA, 3488 nt
Organism: Brassica rapa (field mustard)
Lineage: Eukaryota; Viridiplantae; Streptophyta; Magnoliopsida; Brassicales; Brassicaceae
Product: squamosa promoter-binding-like protein 14
Cellular component (GO): nucleus
Molecular function (GO): DNA binding
Source: RefSeq, a predicted model, not a curated record